Molecule: messenger RNA, 1126 nt
Organism: Pyrus x bretschneideri (Chinese white pear)
Lineage: Eukaryota; Viridiplantae; Streptophyta; Magnoliopsida; Rosales; Rosaceae
Product: mediator of RNA polymerase II transcription subunit 9
Biological process (GO): regulation of transcription by RNA polymerase II
Cellular component (GO): mediator complex
Molecular function (GO): transcription coregulator activity
Source: RefSeq, a predicted model, not a curated record
AUAUAAUCGUACGACAUGUCGAACCGUACCAGGUUCCUUCUUGUUCAAUUCAGUCUCUGCAGUCUGUGGUGCACAAAUCAAAGAUCAAACCUUUUUCCAUUUCCGGAGAAUCUGUACGGCGGAGAGAGAAUGGAGCAUUCGUACUCCGGUGGCGGCGGAGGAGGAGGAAGCUGGAAUAUGAUUCCAAGCGUGCCGACUCACAGUAACCCCUCUACGCCGUCGAGCCAGGACCAUAUGUACAUCCAUCAUCAGCAGCAGCAGCAACAACAGCAGUUUCAACAUCAGCAGCAGCGUCUUCUUCUUCAACAACAACAGCAGCAGCAGCAACAGCAGCAGCAGCAACAACAGCAGCAGCAGCAGCAUCACCAGUCGCUCGCCUCACAUUUCCAUCUCUUCCAUUUGGUGGAGAAAUUAGCUGACACGAUCGAGAAUGGAACCAGGGAUCAGCAGUCUGAUGCAUUGGUUAGCGAUCUGAAGAACCAUUUUGAGAAGUGCCAGCAGCUGCUCAACUCCAUAUCUGGAUCGAUCGGCACCAAGGCUAUGACAGUUGAGGGACAGAAGCGAAACUUGGAAGAAAGUGAGCAAUCGUUGCAUCAGAGGAGGGACUUGAUGACCAAGUACAGAAAAUCUGUUGAAGACCUCCUCAAGUCUGAGCCGUAGCUGUUUGUGAAUUGCAAAGCCAUCUUUCUUCCUUUUAAAAGUAGAACUCGUAAUUUUUUUUUCCCUUGGCAUUUAGCGCCUUGCUGUUUCAGAAUUUCGAUCAAGUAACUAUAUAUAUGUUCUUUGCUGUUUCUGACUUCACCCGUCUCAGAAAUCAGAAUAAGGAAUUGUGUGUUUAUUGUUUACGAUCUCCAAAGCGUUAUGCAACAAGCUACUUACCACCAUUUUGAAACAUGAAUUCAGGUCACAACUGCCGAAAUUCUAAAGGAAGCACGGGCGGCGAGCUUUGGAUAGUUUUUGUUUUCUGGUGUACCGUAUGUUCAUUAGUUAUUGAGCAGAUUUUUAAAGUUAUUGUUGUACAUUGAGGCUGAUUUCUGUAUCUGAUUUUAGCUACUGCGUGUUGUCAUUUCCCCUGCUCUUUGUGUCUAUAGACAAUUUCAUGGAAUGAGAUGGAGAUUUACCGACA